GCCUCUUAUGGCAUCGUUCAGCGACUUGCAUCCGCUGGGCAUGGAUACAAUCAGACAGGGCAUGGAUGCAAUCAGACAGGGCAUGGAUGCAAUCAGACAGGGCAUGGAUGCAAUCAGACAGGGCAUGGAUGCAAUCAGACAGGGCAUGGAUGCAAUCAGACAGGGCAUGGAUACAAUCAUACAGGGCAUGGAUGCAAUCAGACAGGGCAUGGAUGCAAUCAGACAGGGCAUGGAUUCAGUCAGACAGGGCAUGGAUGCAAUCAGACAGGGCAUGGAUGCAAUCAGACAGGGCAUGGAUGCAAUCAGACAGGGCAUGGAUGCAAUCAGACAGGGCAUGGAUGCAAUCAGACAGGGCAUGGAUGCAAUCAGACAGGGCAUGGAUGCAAUCAGACAGGGCAUGGAUGCAGUCAGACAGGGCAUGGAUGCAAUCAGACAGGGCAUGGAAGCAAUCAGACAGGGCAUGGAUGCAGUCAGACAGGGCAUGGAAGCAAUCAGACAGGGCAUGGAUGCAAUCAGACAGAGCAUGGAUGCAAUCAGACAGGGCAUGACAUGUCCCUUGUGCAAAAUGUAGCAAACGCCCGAGUACGUAUUGUUCGCAUGUUAUCAUGGCGCCAAAACAAGGUCCUGACACUUCAUCACCGCUAG
Candidula unifasciata is the source of this 645-nucleotide messenger RNA. The record is from the annotation of a GenBank genome assembly. Lineage: Eukaryota; Metazoa; Mollusca; Gastropoda; Stylommatophora; Geomitridae.